Osmerus eperlanus (European smelt) is the source of this 6124-nucleotide messenger RNA. It is a transcript of the gene madd, whose product is annotated as MAP-kinase activating death domain. Gene Ontology annotation, biological process: regulation of Rab protein signal transduction; regulation of apoptotic process. Gene Ontology annotation, molecular function: guanyl-nucleotide exchange factor activity. The record is from RefSeq and is a predicted model, not a curated record. Bases 456 to 5519 code for a protein of 1687 amino acids. The transcript has 37 exons. NCBI's taxonomy places the organism in Eukaryota, Metazoa, Chordata, Actinopteri, Osmeriformes, Osmeridae. Gene Ontology annotation, cellular component: cytosol.
AUGCGGAACUCCUCCUUGCAGUAUGAUCUGAGGAAGACAGGUCUACCACCAGCUAACCGUAAACCAUCAUCCAACCACCGUACAUCGGCAACGAAGGUUUGACAAAAAUUGCACUUUGAACAGCUAAAGGAAUCGUUUCACACGGAUCAUGCAUUCAUGAUAUAUAUUGGAUAUAGCUAGCUACAUCGAUUCGAAAGCAAGAUACUACACAGGCUUCUAACCCAAGGCAAGAGGCCGACGACAUCAGCACUAGCAGCAGCUGGCUUUCUAGCAUUGGCUAGCUCGCGAGCUAGGUAUUUCCAUUAUAUUUUGUCAAUGACAGCAAUGAAUUUGAAGGGACUGGUUUCCUCUCCUACGUCUAGGCCUGCUACAGCGUGAUUUGAUUGUUCCAGAUUAAUCCAAAGGGUAAUAUAGUCUGAGUUGCCAUGACUUAAGGACAACCUCAUCAUUCCAAGAUGGAGAAAAAGAAAAUGUGCCCUCGUUUACUGGACUACCUGGUAGUAGUCGGAGCCAGACAACCAAGCAGUGACAGUGUGGCCCAAACUCCCCAGCUUCUACGUCGCUACCCUCUCGAGGACCAUCCUGACUUCCCUCUCCCACCGGACGUAGUGUUCUUCUGCCAGCCAGAAGGUUGCCUGAGCAUCCGCCAGCGCCGCGUCAGCCUCCGCGAUGAUGCCUCCUUCGUCUUUACGCUGACAGACAAGGACUCUGGCAUCACACGCUAUGGCAUAUGCGUUAACUUCUACCGCUCCUUCCAGCGGGGACACCACCGCAGCCGUGGAGACAAGGUAUCGCAUACCGAGGCCGCCACACAAUCAACAGAAACGGCCAGUGACGGAUCGGACGGCAGCAGUGUAGGCCCGGCCUUGUCCUCGCUGGCUCCACCCUGCAACGCCGAGACAAAGGCGCCAGCCGAGAACAGCACGGAGCCCAGACCCCCGGGCGGGGAGCCGAGCGCAGGACGGUCCCCGCGGCACAAGCGCAGUGCUGCCAAGAUGGCUAACCGAAACCGCAAUAGCACCCUCACCUCACUGUGCAUCCUCAGCCACUACCCUUUCUUCUCCACGUUCAGGGAGUGCCUAUACAUUCUCAAGAGGCUGGUGGACUGCUGCAGUCAGAGGUUGACACUGCGAGCUGGGCUGCCACGCGCUACUCAAAGGGACACCAUGUGGCGUGUGUUCACGGGAGCUCUGUCAGUAGAGGAGAAAGGCAACCAGCUGUUGUCCGACUUGCGGGAGAUCGAGUCCUGGGUGUACCGUCUGCUCCGUUCCCCGGUGCCCGUGGCGGGUAUGCGGCGCGUAGACGUUGAGGUGCUUCCCCACGACAUGCAGCCAGCGCUCACCUUCGCACUGCCCGACUCUUCACGCUUCUCCAUGGUGGACUUCCCCCUACACCUUCCCCUUGAGCUGCUUGGCGUGGACGCCUGUCUGAUGGUGCUCAGCUGCAUUCUGUUGGAGCACAAGGUGGUUCUUCAGUCGCGAGAUUACAAUGCCUUGUCUAUGAGCGUCAUGGCAUUUGUUGCCAUGAUCUAUCCUCUGGAGUAUAUGUUCCCUGUCAUUCCCCUACUGCCCACUUGCAUGGCCUCUGCUGAACAACUCCUUCUGGCCCCCACUCCAUAUAUUAUUGGUGUGCCAGCCAGCUUCUUCCUCUACAAAUCUGAUUUUAGAAUGCCGGACGAUGUGUGGCUUGUUGACCUUGACUGUAACAAGGUUAUAGCACCCACGAAUGCUGAGAUCUUACCUCCUCUCCCUGAGCCAGAAUCCACUGAACUCAAGAAACAUUUGAAACAGUGUCUGGUUAGGUUGACCGUGAUCACCCAAAAGCAGAUCUUCUCCUCUGACAAUAAGGCCUUGGCCAGUAUGAGUUUGAACACCCAGCCCAUACUGAACCUGGAGAAGUUCCAGGAGGGCCAGGAGUUGCCGCUUCUUCCACCUGGCCGGGACAAGGUGUCACCCUCAUCAACUGAGUUCAACCCACUGAUCUAUGGCAACGAUGUAGAUUCUGUGGAUGUUGCCACCAGGGUUGCCAUGGUGAGGUUCUUCAACUCUCCGAAUGUGCUCCAGGGAUUCCAGAUGCACACUCGCACCCUGCGUCUGUUCCCACGGCCUGUUGUGGCAUUCCAGGCUACAUCCUUCCUUGCUUCAAGACCCAGACGCUCAAGCUUUGCUGAGAAAUUGUCCCACACCCAGGCGGUAGAGUUUUAUGGAGAGUGGGCCCUAAACCCCUCCAACCUAGCUUUUCAGAGGAUUCAUAACAACGUGUAUGAUCCCUCCCUGAUUGGAGACAAGCCUAAGUGGUAUGCGCACCAACUACAGCCAGUGUUCUAUCGUGUGUAUGACGGCAGCUCCCAGCUGGCCGAGGCCAUGGCUGGGCCCCUGGAAGACGAUGGCAAUGACUCAGACCCAACAGAUGAUAGUAGCGACAGUGAAGCUUACGAUGACUCCAGCUCUUCCUACUCCUCCCUUGGAGAUUUAGUGAGUGAGAUGAUCAAGUGUGACAUCCAGGGAGACACACCAAGCGUACAUCCCCCAACUCAUGCGGCUCUGGGUGAUGCCAGCGAGGUAGAGUUUCAGGACUUCCAGGAAUUCAAGGAAGGAGAGGGUCCAGAUCGUCCUUCAGAGGUCUGCGAUGGACCAUCCGAGCCAUCUGAUGGACAACCUCUCCGUUCCAGCUCCAGUACCACAGCCAGCUCAAGCCCCAGCACAAUCAUUCAGGGAGUCAACCAUGAGCAAACGGAACAAGCGGAAAUGGAAGCGUCUGCAAGUGCUGCUCUUCAGAACCCUGUCCCGGUAUUGGGUGGUCCACCCUUCUCCCGACCUACCCCCGACUCUACAGCUGUGGACUCAGUCACAAAGAAGCGAGAAUAUGACAAUCCCUACUUUGAGCCCCAAUACGGUUUCCCUGCUGAAGAAGACCCUGAAUCAGAGGAGCAAGAAGAGUCAUACACACCUCGAUUCAACCAAAACCUUAACGGAAACAAGGCCCAGCGUCCACUUCGCCCAAGCAGUCUAAGGCUUCCAGGAGAGUCUGAUGGAGAAGGUGACUCUCGUAACAGCUCCCCUAUCUCAAACAACAGCGGUGAUGGUUUUGGGGGUCUCAUGUCCUUUGCCAGUAAUCUGUACAAGAACCAUGGCACCAGUUUCAGUCUCUCCAACCUAGCUAUCCCCAACAAGGCUGCAAGAGAGAAAGCCACACCCUUCCCCAGUCUCAAAGUAUUUGGGCUAAAUUCUCUAAUGGACAUAAUAACAGAGGCCGGCCCGGGGAGUGGAGAAGGCGCUCGGGCUCCCAGGGCCCUUGUAGACCAGAAGUCCUCUGUCAUCAAGCACAGUCCCACAGUCAAGAGAGAGUCGCCUUCCCCCCAAGGCCGCGCCAACAACACCAGUGAGAACCAGCAGUUUUUGAAGGAAGUGGUCCAGAGUGUUCUAGAGGGCCAGGGAGUAGGCUGGCUCAACAUGAAGAAGGUGCGUCGUCUGCUGGAAAACGAGCAGCUGCGUGUUUUUGUGCUGAGUAAGCUAAACAGAGCCGUGCAGUCGGAGGAGGAUGCCAGACAUGAGGUUAUCCGUGAUGUGGAGGUAAGCAGAAAGGUGUAUAAGGGCAUGUUGGACAUCCUGAAGUGCACAGUUUCCAGCCUGGAACACUCUUACACCAAUGCGGGGCUUGGAGGCAUGGCCAGCGUCUUUAGUGUACUGGAAAUAGCACGCACACACUACCAAACCAAAGACCCAGAGAAGCGCAAGCGGAGCCCCACAGACAGUGCUGGCAGCCCAGGCAGCAAGGAGAGUCCAUCGGCUCGUAUAGAGGGUGCCAGGCCUCAGGGUCUGCUUCUUGUGCCUCGCCUCCAGCUGACACAUCCCACCCCGGGCAAAGGUGCCCGGCACUUUGACACCCGGAGUCUGAACGAAGAGAAUUUUAUUGCUUCUAUUGAAUUGUGGAGCAAGCACCAGGAUAAGCAAAAAUCUAUGGAAAAACAGAGAGUGGAGGGAGCUAAACAGCAGCGUCCAGAGGUGACAGACACUGAGGAAAAGAAGUCUCAGAUCAGUGCAGAUAGUGGCGUCAGUGUCCACUCAGGGUCUCAGAAGAGUGACACAGAGUCAGUGACCAGCUCUGAACCAGCAGUGCUGACCAGAAGCACCAGCCAGGAUUCAGAAGCCAGCACAGUGAUAAGUAACAGCUCGGGGGAGACGCUGGGAGCAGACAGUGACCUUAGCAGUACUGCAGGGGAAGGGGGAAGGCCUGCUCCCCAUCUUGCUCUCUCCAGAGGGACUCUCUCUGAUAGCGAGAUUGAGACCAACCCGGCUACAAGCUCUGUGUUUGGUAAAACCCAGAAAUUAAAGCCUGGGAUGAAAAAACCUAUACCUGUGGUAGCUAAGGGACCCCCUGCCCAACCAAUGGAGGAUAUCAGCAUGAGGAUCUACUUGUGUGAAGGCCUUCUGGGGCGGGACAAGAGCUCCAUGUGGGACCAACUUGAAGAUGCUGCCAUGGAAACCUUCUCUUUGAGUAAGGAACGCUCCACUCUGUGGGACCAGGUUCAGUUCUGGGAAGACGCUUACUUGGAUGCUGUCAUGCUGGAGAGGGAAGGAAUGGGAAUGGAUCAAGGACCUCAGGAGAUGAUUGACAGGUAUCUGUCACUAGGGGAGCAUGAUCGCAAGCGUCUUGAGGAUGAUGAAGACAGGUUAUUGGCUACUCUACUGCACAACAUGAUUGCCUACAUGCUAAUGAUGAAGGUGUCCAAAAAUGACAUAAAGAAGAAGGUUAGGCGUCUGAUGGGGAAGUCCCACAUUGGCCUCUCCCACAGCCAGGAGAUCAACGAGUCACUGGAUAAACUGGCUCAAACAGAUGGUCGUGAGCUAUCUAUCAGGCCCAGUGGAAGCCGACAUAUCAAGAAGCAGACGUUUGUGGUGCAUGCUGGGACAGAUACCACCGGGGACAUCUUUUUCAUGGAGGUUUGUGAUGAUUGCAUAGUCCUGCGCAGCAAUAUCGGCACAGUGUACGAGCGCUGGUGGUACGAAAAGCUCAUCAACAUGACCUACUGCCCCAAGACCAAGGUGCUCUGUCUGUGGAGACGCAACGGCCAGGAGACGCAACUAAACAAGUUUUAUACCAAGAAGUGUCGUGAACUAUACUACUGUGUCAAAGACAGUAUGGAGAGAGCGGCAGCAAGACAGCAGAGCAUUAAACCAGGUCCAGAACUGGGCGGUGAGUUCCCUGUGCAGGACAUGAAGACAGGCGAAGGAGGUCUGCUGCAAGUCACUUUGGAGGGCAUCAACCUCAAAUUCAUGCACAGCCAGGUUUUCAUAGAGCUGAGUCACAUAAAAAAGUGCAAUACUGUGAAAGGAGUCUUUGUCCUGGAGGAAUUUGUUCCUGAAACUAAAGAAGUGGUGAUCCACAAGUACAAGACACCAAUGGCGCACCAGAUCUGUUACUCUGUCCUCUGCCUUUUCUCCUAUGUGGCUGCAGUGAAAGGGAAAGAGGGGGACGGCAAGGCCAAGCUCCUAUCCCCAAGACCCCUGCCUAGCUAGUAGACAUCCUCUAAAUAUGCCCGGGUAUACUCUACCCCACCCCUAGACUUCCUCAACACCCCCUUCUUGCGUGCCUCUGAGUCCCCAGCAAUUACUGUGUAUUUCAGUCCAUUCAUAUUCAUCGAUAAAUGACCCUUGAUAAUCCCUCAACCUACAAUUAAGCACACAUCCAUCGCUUCUCCUUGCCCACGUGAAUCCUUCCUAUGGAAACACCAUCCCACUCUCCUGUGUGUAAAUCUGUAUUUAUGAACCUUGCCCAAUGCUGUUGUUGUCCCCCACCCCCCACACACACACCCGCAGUCCUUCCUUAUGGCAAUCUUAAAGACUGGCCAUAUUUGCUCACUCUUUGGUGGGGUGACAGACUUUUACCCUCUAUGUUCUUAUUUGUGACUGUAGUCAUUCACUCUUGUCCCUGCUGCCAAUAUAUUCGUUUUUAGUUGGGAAGGAUACUUUGUUUGUGUGUGUGUGGGGAGGUUAAGAGGCUGUAGCUAGCAUGCUGGUCACAUGCAGAGCCCUGCCAGUCAAUAAAUAGAGAGCAAUGUCCUCUACCCCCUCUCCACUCUGACUGUGCAAAAAUAAUUCUAUGUGCUGUGUGAUACUUGUGU